Aureobasidium melanogenum CBS 110374 is the source of this 1557-nucleotide messenger RNA. RefSeq lists its product as uncharacterized. Lineage: Eukaryota; Fungi; Ascomycota; Dothideomycetes; Dothideales; Saccotheciaceae. Bases 1 to 1557 code for a protein of 518 amino acids. The transcript has a single exon. The record is from RefSeq and is a predicted model, not a curated record.
AUGUACUCCAAGUCAAUUGUCGCCUCGGCCCUGUUCGCAGGCGCUGCCUACGCUGCCCCUGCCUCCCAGGGUGUCUAUGCCUCUGAGGCUUCUUCUGAGUACGGCAGCCAGGUUCCCGCCUACACUGGUGCCAACGCUCCCUACAAGUCCGACUCUGCCUCUGUCGACCUUUCCAAGCUCGCCACCUCUUUCGGCACCAACUCUGCAGUCAAGGCCAUCCACACCACUGCUCCCAAUGGCACCGAAUCUGGCGCUGCUGCCCCUCUCCGUAGCAGCAUGGUCACUGGCUCGACCACUCACGGCCCUUACUCCGGUGUUCCUACCACUGUUGGUGCUGUCACCACUACCACUCUUGGAUUGACCGUUUCUACCCUUCCCCUCAACCCCACUGCCACUUACUACAACACCAAUGGCAAGCUCCAGAACCCUGAGCCUGCUCCUUACACUCCUGCUGGUGGUCUUGGUACCAACGGCUCUCUCCCUCGCUACAUGGUUGAGUCCGACUUCGACUACGAAUCUAUUACCCUUGGUCUUUACCAGGAGUGGAUCGAGCUCGACUGCUUCAACAACGGUCUCGCCACUUUCUCUGAGGAGGACUUCAUUGCUGCCGGUCUUACUGCUGAGGACCGUGAGCUCAUCCGCUACAUGGCUCAGCAAGAGGAGGGCCACGCCACUCUUCUCACCAACAUGCUCGGUGAAACCGCUCCCCCUCAGUGCACCUACAACUACCCUUACACCACUGUCCGUGAGUUCGUCGACUUCAACCAGAAGCUCACCCGCUACGGUGAGUCUGGUGUCUGGGGUUUCAUCAACCACCUCGACAGCCGUGAGGUCGGUCAGCUCCUUGCCCAAUCCAUCGCUACCGAGGCCCGCCAGCAGAUGGCUUUCCGCCAGAUGAGCGGUCUCUUCCCCAUGAACCAGUACUUCGAGACUGGUGUUCCUCAGUCUUGGGCUUGGACUCUCCUUGCUCCUUACAUCUCCUCGUGCCCUGAGAACACUACCCGCCUUGCUUGGCAAAACUUCCCUGCCCUCCACAUCGUCAACCAGCCUAACAUUAACCGCUGGUCUGCCAACGACACUGGUGCAUACGAGGUCACUGGUAACCGUACCUCCGACCCCAGCAUCUCCACCAUUCCUGAGGAGGACAGCUGCAUCAACUUGAACGUCACCGGUUACGGCUGUGGCCCCGCCAUUGCUCGCAACCGCUCUGAGCCCCUCUCUUUCCCUGGUAAGAUGGUCAACUUCACCUGGGAUGCUCCCGGCCUUGCUGUCGGCCCCAACAACAGCUACAUCACUGCUGUCAACCCUGUUGCCGGUGAGCCUCAGUACGUCGCUUGGGCUGCUCAGCUCAACCUGACCUACACUCCUCUCAUCAAGACUUCCAACAACUCUGGUUACACCUACCAGCCCGCUGCCAUGAACUACCAGGGUGGUGAGGGAAUUGUCAACGGCACCAUGUUCGUCGCUCUUACCGACACCGACAUGUUCCUUACUCCCUUCAACCUCUCCAUGAUCAACCCUCACGUUGUUGCCCUUGGUCUUUACCAGGCCGGAUAA